AUGCAGCCCGAAUCCAAACUGCCCGCCGACUUUCUCUGGGGCUUCGCCACUGCCAGCUACCAGAUCGAGGGCGCGCCGCACGACGACGGCCGCGCCGACAGCAUCUGGGACACCUUCUGCCGGCAGCCAGGCAAGAUCGCCGACGGCACCAAUGGCGACGUCGCCUGCGACUCGUACCACCGCGGCGCCGAGGACAUUGCCCUGCUCACCGAGUGCCGCGCAAAGGCGUACCGCUUCUCGCUGUCAUGGUCGCGCAUCAUCCCGCUGGGCGGCCGCAACGACCCCGUCAACGAGCCCGGCCUGCGCCAUUACGUCCAGUUCGUCGACGACUUGAUCGCCGCCGGCAUCGAGCCCAUGGUCACCCUCUACCACUGGGAUCUGCCCGACAACCUGGACAAGCGCUACGGCGGCCUGCUCAACAAGGACGAGUUCGUGCAGGACUAUGCCCAUUACGCCCGCGUCGUCUUUGCCGCCAUGGGCACCCGUGUCAAGUACUAUGUCACCUUCAACGAGCCCUGGUGCAGCUCCAUUCUAGGCUACAGCACGGGCUACUUCGCGCCGGGCCGGUCAAGCGAUCGCAGCAAGAGCGCCGCGGGGGACAGCAGCCGCGAGCCGUGGAUCGUGGGGCACAACCUGCUGCUCGCGCACGCUCAUGCAGUCAAGAUCUUCAGGGAGGAGUUCAAGCAAAAGACCGGUGGACAGAUUGGCAUUACCCUAAACGGUGAUUACAUGUACCCCUGGGAUCCCGAGGAUCCGCGAGACGUCGACGCUGCCCAGCGCAAGCACGAGUUCUCCAUCUCGUGGUUCGCCGACCCCGUCUACUUCGGAAAAUACCCGGACAGCAUGCGCAAGCAGCUCAAGGAGCGGCUGCCGGAGUUCUCUCCGGAAGAAGCCGCCCUCGUCAAGGGAAGCAAUGACUUUUACGGCAUGAACCACUAUACGGCCAACUAUGUCAAGCACGUUGACUCGGAGCCCGCCCCCGAAGACUUCCUGGGGAAUCUCGAGUGCACGUUCGAGAGCAAGGCUGGGGAGAACAUCGGCCCCGAGACGCAGAGCCCGUGGCUCAGACCAAACGGGCUGGGUUUCAGGAAACUACUGAAGUGGAUCAGCGAUCGCUAUGGACGGCCGGCAAUCUACGUGACGGAGAACGGGACGAGCCUGAAGGGCGAGAACGAGCUGCCGCUGGACAGGCUGCUGCAAGACGACUUCAGAGUCCAGUAUUUCGACGACUACAUCCGCGCCAUGGCCGACGCGCGCACGCAUGACGGCGUCGACGUGAGAGGCUACAUGGCUUGGAGCCUGAUGGACAACUUUGAGUGGGCUGAGGGGUACGAGACGAGAUUUGGCGUGUGUUACGUGGACUACACGGGGGGACAGAAACGGUAUCCCAAGAAGAGCGCCAAGGCCAUAGGGGACAUUUUUGAAGCUCUGAUGAAGCAGCACUAG
Messenger RNA from Aplosporella prunicola CBS 121167, 1446 nucleotides. RefSeq names its product glycoside hydrolase family 1 protein. The transcript is spliced from 4 exons. NCBI's taxonomy places the organism in Eukaryota, Fungi, Ascomycota, Dothideomycetes, Botryosphaeriales, Aplosporellaceae. Gene Ontology annotation, molecular function: beta-glucosidase activity. The record is from RefSeq and is a predicted model, not a curated record. Bases 1 to 1446 code for a protein of 481 amino acids. Gene Ontology annotation, biological process: carbohydrate metabolic process.